AGGAGUCUUCGGCACCAUGUCUGGUUUGUCCGGCCUACUAUCCCAGCGUGGCCCUUGCCCGUUGGCGUUAUUACUUUUGCUCCUGCUCGGCCCCAGUUCGGUCCUCACCAUCUCCUUCCAUCUGCCUCUGAAUUCCCGCAAGUGCCUCCGCGAAGAGAUCCACAAGGACCUGCUGGUGACGGGCGCGUACGAGAUCACCGACCAGUCUGUGGGCGCUGGCGGCCUGCGCACCCACCUCAAGAUCACAGAUUCCGCUGGCCACAUUCUGUAUUCCAAGGAGGACGCAACCAAGGGGAAGUUUGCUUUUACCACUGAAGAUUAUGACAUGUUUGAAGUGUGUUUUGAAAGCAAGGGAACAGGGCGUAUACCUGACCAACUCGUGAUCCUAGACAUGAAGAGAAGAGAGGAGGAGAUGCGGGACACCAAUGAGUCAACGAACACUCGGGUCCUGUAUUUUAGCAUCUUUUCGAUGUUCUGCCUCAUCGGACUAGCCACCUGGCAGGUCUUCUACCUGCGACGAUUCUUCAAGGCCAAGAAGUUGAUUGAGUAAUGGGGCGCCAUCCCCUCCCACCCUGUAUCACUCAGCAGAACAUCGCUGAAACACGCCUGGCCCGAGGCACCCUACCAACAGCACCACCAAGAAACACUGGAGCUUUUCUCACCAGAACUGAUCUCUUUUGGGGUGGGGGGACAUGGGGUACCACCUAGACCCAACAAGCCAAUGAGAGACUUCUUUUAAUUUGGUAGGGUUUGGACUGGUUUUGCAACAGUAGGUCUAUUAUUAGGGUCACCUGUGAAGAAACUAGGGGAUCCCUAGAUAAUGCCAAAGCCAGCAUUUUUACCUGGGUUUCCUCACAUGGUCCAUUUGAACCAUGUUUUCUUUCUUUUUCCCACUUGCCCGCCAGCCUGGGCCUCCACUCUUCCUUCUCUUCUCAAGA
This is a messenger RNA of Elephantulus edwardii (Cape elephant shrew), 938 nucleotides long. RefSeq names its product transmembrane emp24-like trafficking protein 10 (yeast) (gene TMED10). The transcript has 5 exons. The coding region runs from base 17 to 550 and encodes 177 amino acids. Lineage: Eukaryota; Metazoa; Chordata; Mammalia; Macroscelidea; Macroscelididae. Gene Ontology annotation, biological process: endoplasmic reticulum to Golgi vesicle-mediated transport; Golgi organization; intracellular protein transport. Gene Ontology annotation, cellular component: Golgi apparatus; endoplasmic reticulum; COPI-coated vesicle. The record is from RefSeq and is a predicted model, not a curated record.